Molecule: messenger RNA, 1302 nt
Organism: Caenorhabditis remanei
Lineage: Eukaryota; Metazoa; Nematoda; Chromadorea; Rhabditida; Rhabditidae
Exons: 3
Coding region: 1-1302 (433 amino acids)
Source: RefSeq, a predicted model, not a curated record
AUGGAUAACGAUAGAACACGUCUAUUAACAGCCAUUGAAAUCGACUGCCGUUCUAAUUCGACGGUCAGCGACCCAAGUGACCUUCAUGAUUCUGAACUUGAACAUGCUAUGAGUCAAGAAAUGACCGAGUUGCCAGAAGUAUUCGAUUCUGAACAAGAGGCCGCUGAAAGUGCAACAGCUACAAAAGAGAACACAUUGGAUCCAAAUAAUAACAAUGACGAGGUCAACACAGAAGUCGCUAAAACUAUUCAAGAUGCUAAUGGAAACAUCACUGGACCGAUGGUUGUUGGAGAAACUUCAAGUCUAUCUGUUCUAGCUAGUUUGACUGUGGGAAACUCUUCUCGAGGUUUCCAGCCUGGCUUGUUAGGAGCUCGUCCAUUGCGGCCACGUAAGACGUCAACAUGCGCUGGACAUCUAGCAGCUCGUCAAAUUGGAUCAUGCAAGUACCCGCAUAGAAUUGUUGUAGGAGUCCAUGAAGCAAGCGUUCAAAGUAAUUCAAAGACUAUCGAUGAUGAAGCUCCAAUAGAUGUACAUGAAUGGAGAAGACAACUAGGAUCAAUUGGAACUAUCACAGUUCAGAGAGUGACACCAGGUUAUGUGGAGCCGCUUGAGAUUCGAGAGGCUCGACGGGCGGCUCAACUAGAGGCUCAAGAAGAAGAUCAACAAGAAGAGCCGGAGAAUCUAACUGAGGAAUCAGAGGAGACUGAUGAAAACGAGCAAAGGAGAGCUGCUCGCCAAGGGUUUCGCUGCGAUGAUCUGCCAAACUAUCAAUGGCAGUUUGGAAGUGUACCUCCAAGAAACUGUAGGAACUCAUCGAAUGUACAAUACAUUAGUGAGACUCGGUUCAAUGGUGACGGUGAAUAUAUCAGAGAUGAUAUGAGUGAAGAUGAGGAUGACAAUGAAUACUGGUUCCCCGAUUACCCGUUGGUAAACUUUGUUGCUGCAAAAGAUGAGGAGAGUUUUGACAUGUUCCCAAAUCUAAAGUCAGCAGCGGUGCAACAGUGCAUUCUGAAUGCCAAAGUCAUUCCUAUGCGAAUUCUUUCUCAAUUAUUCAUUUUCUUCAUUGUCGCAGCUAAAUUAAUUCAGUUCUGCCAAUCUAACGGAACGUGUCCAAUGGAUGAUGAGGCUUCUAUCAUAUUCCGCUUACAUUUUGCGGAUUUCAUCGACUACGUGUUGAGUAAUCAAAAAUACUUGAGAGAAACAGAAAAAGAAAGGAAACGAGAAGGCGUUGAGACUGAGAAUCAAGAUGAGAACGGCGAACCUCCAGAAGAAACUGAUAAUAAUGUUGGUUUCAGGUACUAA